This is a messenger RNA of Aspergillus nidulans FGSC A4, 1755 nucleotides long. Its product is annotated as aldehyde dehydrogenase. Gene Ontology annotation, molecular function: oxidoreductase activity; oxidoreductase activity, acting on the aldehyde or oxo group of donors, NAD or NADP as acceptor. NCBI's taxonomy places the organism in Eukaryota, Fungi, Ascomycota, Eurotiomycetes, Eurotiales, Aspergillaceae. Bases 307 to 1755 code for a protein of 482 amino acids. The transcript has 4 exons. The record is from RefSeq and is a predicted model, not a curated record.
GUGGUCUCCCUGAGCACUUGUUAACGGCCAGCUUUAUCAAAAGAAUUGCCGGCCCCACGCUUCCCGAACCGCGCUCGAAAUUCUUUCUCAUAUGAGUGGCUCACUAGCACUCCUGGCUUCACGUUUCGCUAAUUAAUGGAUAGGACCUUCACAGUGCCUUCCGGAUAAAGGUUCUGGGUCAAUGAAUGGGUCAUGGGCCAUACUUGAGAGCAGAGCUCCUUAUAUUUCCCUUCCCCCACAUUCCCGAACCGACAGAUUUUUCGUCCUCCCCGCAUACAGAAUCUCGAUUGUCAUACUGUCGACGAAAUGGCCUCAAAUCACACCAACGGAGAUAAAGCAAUGCUUCCUCUCAUAAUCAACAAUGAGUCAGUCAUCACGGACAAUGUAGUGGAGGUCCAUAACCCGGCAACAGGCGAACUCCUCCACCGUUGCGCUGGCGCAUCCGUUGACGAUGCAAACCGUGCCGUGGCGGCUGCGAAAGCUGCCUUUCCUAUCUGGAGCAAGACGCAUCCGUACGAGCGCAGGGCGAUACUGAGCAAGGCUGCCGAUAUCAUGUUUUCUCGGAAGGAGGAGUUCAUCAAAACCCAAAUGGAGGAAACAGGAGCCGGGAGGAUGUUUGUGGAGGUGACAUUCAUGGCAAGCGUUUCGUUCUUGAGGGACUUCGCAGGGAUGAUUCCCAGCGUUGAAGGAAGAGCGCCUAUUGUUGCUGAAGAAGGACAAAGCGCGUUGGUGAUAAAGCAGCCAUAUGGUGUUGUUCUAGGGAUCGCGCCCUGGAACGCUCCUUUUAUCCUCGGAACUCGUUCAGUCGCUCUCCCUUUGGCCGCUGGAAACACAACGAUCCUCAAAGGCUCCGAGUUGUCUCCGAAAUGUUUCUGGUUGAUCGGGGAUGUUCUCCGGGAAGCUGGACUUCCCGCAGGCUGCUUGAACGUGAUCUAUCACAAGACCUCAGAUGCGCCCGCGGUCACCAAUGCGCUUAUUGCCCACCCAGACGUGCGCAAGAUUAGCUUCACGGGUAGCACUCUUGUUGGUUCGAUCAUUGCCUCCACCGCUGGAAAGUAUAUCAAGCCGGUUCUGCUUGAGCUGGGUGGUAAAGCCUCCGCGAUUGUUCUAGAUGAUGCCGACCUGGAGAAGGCUGCGAUGGGCUGUACACUGGGGGCUUUUCUGAACUCUGGCCAAAUCUGCAUGUCGACGGAGCGCAUAGUAGUCCAACGCCCUGUCGCGGAGAAAUUCCAGAAGUUACUCGUUGAAACAUCCGAGAAGAUUUUCGGCAAGAACGCGCCUGCACCUGUCCUUGUGGCGACCGCUGCGGUCAAGAAAAACCAAGGUCUGGUAGCUGAUGCGAUCGAUAAGGGUGCCUCUGUCGUUUUUGGCGACCCUAAAGAAAGCGAGCCAUGCGCAAACGCUCUGCGCCCCGUUAUCGUUGGAGGCGUCACCAAGGAGAUGGACCUCUAUGCCACAGAGUCUUUCGGACCGACAGUGUCCCUGAUCGUUGUCGACAGUGAGGAGGAAGCCAUUAAGGUGGCCAACGACACAGAAUAUGGCCUCACAUCGGCAGUGUUUACGAGCAAUCUGUUUAGGGGUCUAAGGGUGGCCAAGCAGAUUGAGUCUGGUGCUGUUCACAUCAACUCAAUGACGGUCCACGAUGAGCCGACUCUGCCUCACGGUGGAUGGAAGAGCAGUGGAUUCGGCCGCUUCGGUGGCACCGCUGGCUAUGACGAGUGGCUUCAAACAAAGACCAUUACCUGGGUGGAGUAA